CGGUCGGGGGGUAGCAAAAAGGAUGCUCAAAAUAAUUUCGUGGUCUAAGUUUCAAGUCACUGUCGGUUCGUCUUCCACUCACUCUCAGAUCGCUUGGCUUUUUGGUGCUUUUAUCACAUUUCCUCUCGUAGCAAAUCCACCUUCCACAAUGGCGGAUGAUAAGAAAGUUAAGAAGACCAAGAAGAAGAAGGAGGAGGGAGAAGCUGCACCAGCUGAAGCUGCUCCAGCCGCCGAAGAAGCACCAAAAAGAGCGUCCACCCGGGAGUCGAAGAAGGCCAAGCGUACUGGCAGUAACAUCUUCUCUGCCUUCUCACAAAGACAGGUUGCCGAGUUCAAAGAGGCUUUCCAAAUGAUGGACGCUGACAAGGAUGGCGUCAUCGGCAAGAGCGAUUUGAGACAGACAUUCGACGCUUUGGGUAAAAUGGUCAGCGACAAAGAACUUGACGAGCUUUUAGGCGAAGCGACCGGACCCCUGAACUUCACCAUGCUUUUGACGCUCUUCGCCAACCGCAUGUCAGGCAGUGCAGAUGACGAUGAAGUUGUCAUCGCCGCUUUCAAAUCUUUCGAUGAUGGUGGCAAAAUAGACUCUGAAAAACUUCGUCAUGCAUUGAUGACAUGGGGUGACAAAUUCGCAGCAUCUGAAGUUGAUGAGGCAUUCGAUCAAAUGACAAUAGACGGUAGUGGAAAAAUUGAUACUCAGAAGUUGAUCCAGAUGUUGACCGCCUCGGCCGAGGAGGAGGAGGAGGAAGCCUAAGUAAUAAGAACACCACCACCAAACCACCAUCCAACAUAAUAACUCAAAAAACCAGUCAUUUAAUUGUUUAUCUAAAUACUACUAUAUACAUCUUCAUCUUGCUUACCUCAGUCAGAAGUGUGAAACAACAAGCAACGUCAACAUCGCCGUAUCGAAAGAACCGACCGAUCGUAUUGUCAUCUCUAUAAAAAAAUCAUAUCACGAUAUGAAAAAAGCACAGACACACACUUUAUAAAAAAUUAUUAUUCAAUUCAAUCGAACAUCGGGAGAACGAACCACUUAGAAAAAUAAUAUUGUUCCACUUUCUGUCGAACAUCCAUCAUUCAUCCAAUAUGCUGGUAAAAAAAUCUUUAAAGCUACUUCUACUAUUAUGAUAAUAAUAAUUUCUCUACACACAAUCCUCAGCCACAAUUAUGUUCAGUUAUUAUUGUUAUCAUGAUUUCCACUCGAAAACAAAAAAGGGUUGUUCAGUGCAUCUCCAAGAUCCACAUCGUUGUGCUGUAUCAUAACUCUCGUUAACCUUUAACGUAACAUUCUCCGUUGAAGAAAAUCUUAUUAUUUUAUUUCCAUCAGAGAAUAAAAAAGUGAACAUCUACCAAACAAACAACUUAUACAACUUUUAUCAUCCAUCUGAAUUUAUAUUAUUCAAUCAAUGUUGAUAUGCUAUAUAACUUAUCUUACAGUUAUCAAAUGCCGGAAAGCCAUUAUAUUUAUAGCCAAGCAAUUUUGUGAGGCAAUCAAUUAAACUCCAUCAAGUUACUUAAAAACCCAAGACUCUUAUUACUUCUUUGUUUCUUCAGCAGGAGCAGUUGCUCUGUCCCUCUUUCUCUUGUUCAUAUUACUACUCAUACUACAAUACAAUGGUACUCUUUGAAUGAUUGUGUUAUGAAAAAUGGACGCAACAGGUAGACGAGAUUGAUUAUUAUUAUUACGCCAUGACAAUUAUUAUAUGUUAAUAAAGCGUUUAAUGUUCAUGAG
Messenger RNA from Folsomia candida, 1732 nucleotides. Its product is annotated as myosin regulatory light chain 2. The record is from RefSeq and is a predicted model, not a curated record. Gene Ontology annotation, biological process: locomotion; post-embryonic development. The transcript is spliced from 7 exons. Bases 23 to 754 code for a protein of 243 amino acids. Gene Ontology annotation, molecular function: calcium ion binding; myosin heavy chain binding. Gene Ontology annotation, cellular component: myosin II complex; cytoplasm. NCBI's taxonomy places the organism in Eukaryota, Metazoa, Arthropoda, Collembola, Entomobryomorpha, Isotomidae.